CGCCUCCAUUGUCAGGCAGAUCAAUGAGCAGGAAGUAGUCACUAUUUUUAGCCCUGUGUAGGUAUAAGAGCUGUUUGAAGAUGUCUCUUAUAGAAGUUCUUCUCCAGACAUCGAGUACGGUGACACUGCUGGGGGCUCUGCUGUUUCUGCUGGCUCUUUACUGCCUCUCCUCUGAUUCCAACUCUGAGGAACAGGGGAAGGCGCCUCCAGGACCCAGGCCUCUGCCCCUGCUUGGUAACAUGCUCCAGCUGGAUCUCAAGAGGCCCUACCGCACCCUCUGUAAGCUGUCCAAGAAAUAUGGGUCUGUUUUCACGGUUCACUUUGGACCCACAAAAGUGGUCAUCCUGGCAGGAUACAAGACGGUCAAGCAGGCGCUGGUCAACCAUGCAGAGGAGUUUGGGGACAGGGGCAUGCUUCCUGUGUUGUAUGACUUCACCAAUGGACAUGGUAUUCUGUUUGGCAAUGGUGACUCAUGGAAAGAGAUGAGGCACUUUGCCCUGGCGAACCUUAGAGACUUUGGGAUGGGCAAGAAAGGGAGUGAGGAGAAAAUCUCAGAGGAAAUUCACUACCUGAUUGAAGUGUUGGAAAAACAUGAGGGUAAAGCAUUUGACACAACCCAGCCAUUGAGUUAUGCUGUCGCCAACGUAAUCUCCAACAUUGUGUACGGCAGCAGGUUUGAAUACUCUGACUCCAAGUUCCGAGCCACAGUGGAUCGAGCCAAUGAGAACCUACGAAUUGCAGGCUCUGUUUCAGUUCAGUUGUACAACAUGUUCCCCUGGCUGGGCCCUUGGCUGAAAAGCAGGAAGCUUUUGUUGAAGAAUAUUGAGAACAACAAGAAGGAGAUGGGGGAGCUGGUGAGGGGGCUGAAGGAGACUCUCAACCCUCAAAUGUGUAGAGGCUUUGUGGACUCGUUCCUUGUCCGAAAGCAGACCCUGGAGGAAUCUGGCAACAAGAACUCUCACUACCAUGACAACAACCUGAUAUCCUCUGUGAGAAACAUGUUUUCUAAUGGUACUAACACCACAGGGACAACCCUAUGCUGGGCUUUGAUGCUAAUGGCCAAGUACCCUCUUAUACAGGACCGGGUCCAGGAGGAGAUCAGCAGGGUUAUAGGAAGUCGUCAGCCCUUAGCAGAGGACAGGAAGAACCUGCCCUACACUGAUGCAGUGAUCCAUGAGACCCAGCGACUGGCCAACGUUUUACCCAUGGCCAUCCCUCAUACCACCAGCCGAGACAUCACCUUCCAGGGAUAUUUCAUCAAGAAGGGGACGCUUGUGUUUCCUCUACUGACGUCUGUCCUACAAGAUGGAAGCGAGUGGGAGAGCCCACACACCUUUAACCCCGCCCACUUUCUGGAUGAGGAAGGUCGAUUCGCCAAGAGGGAUGCCUUCAUGCCCUUCUCUGCAGGUCGUAGGGUGUGCCUGGGGGAGGGUCUGGCCAGGAUGGCGCUCUUCCUCUUCUUCACCUCUCUCCUGCAGCGCUUUCAUUUCUCUCCUCCUCCUGGAGUAACAGAGGAUGAUCUGGACCUCACACCGGCCGUGGGGUUGACCCUCAAUCCUUCACCUCACCAGCUGUGUGCUGUGAGCCGGGUCUGAGAUGAGACCAGUCCCUCAAUGGUUUUGGUUUAAUUUGAUUGCUCUACAUUCCAACAAUGUAAUUGAUUGAUACAAAGGACCGCUAUUAUGUAUGUACAGGAUGCUUGUUGUUUUUGCUUGCUGUCCUGCCUUGUCUGGGACUGGACAGCUGUUGCUAAGUAAAGUCAAUCAGUCUUCUAGCUAAUGUUAUCAUUAGUUGAUAUAUAUAUAUAUACCUAACCUUGUGGGCAUGUUUUUAUAUGACUAGCAAGCAUACUUAGCCAUAUCUGCUAGCUAGAACAAAUAACUACCACUAACUAGCUAGCUCCAGCAGGAGUGGAAGUUCAGCUGCCUACUUUCCCUCCAUUAGUGGUUCCAGUUGUUGAAGGAGACUUGAAACAAAAAGACAGCAUUUACACAGGAAACCCAAUUCUGAUCUUUUUCCACUGUUUAGUCUUUUGACCAACCAGAUCAGCUCUUUUGCCUACAAUUGGACAAAAGACCAGAAUUGGGCUGCCUGUGUAAAUGCAGCUUUUUGGUCUCACUAAAAGUUGUUUAACCUGUUCGCUAGCUGGUGGCUAGUUUAAGCUACUCCUUGUCCAUUGAUGUUAGCUAGUGGUUAGCUCUAGCCACAUUAGCUACUGUACUAAUAACUAUUUACAUUAUAUAUAUAUAUGCACGAAUAUCCAUUUUAUUGCACCUUUAAGCUUUCUUGUCCUAUUCAAACGGGCCAACCAAAGGUACAUAUCAAUAACUGACACGGUUAGUGUUAACAGCUAGAUGAUUGACUCUGCUAAGCUUGGAUACACCCCAAAGAUAAACAAGCUAAGACGUAGGUUUCUGAUUAGCCUUUGACUAUUUGAUUAUUAGUGUCAGACGGCUCCAUAUGUAUUGCUAAUCAAUAAUACAGUUGAUGAGUGCUUGACAUCGGCACCAGUUUGUCAAAUUUUGGUCCAUUUAGUCAACUUGGAGUCGGGGUUUGCAAUAGAAUAGAAUUUGAAUUACUGUCUGUGCUCAGUGGGAACCAAUCACUGUGCAGCAAUGUAAAAUGUUCAACUUGUGGAUUUCACCAAAACGUUUAAUAAAGGCUUAAAGUGGAACUGACAGUA
This is a messenger RNA of Salvelinus namaycush (lake trout), 2683 nucleotides long. Its product is annotated as cytochrome P450 2K1-like. Bases 81 to 1595 code for a protein of 504 amino acids. The transcript is spliced from 8 exons. Gene Ontology annotation, biological process: xenobiotic metabolic process. Gene Ontology annotation, molecular function: oxidoreductase activity, acting on paired donors, with incorporation or reduction of molecular oxygen, reduced flavin or flavoprotein as one donor, and incorporation of one atom of oxygen; iron ion binding; heme binding. NCBI's taxonomy places the organism in Eukaryota, Metazoa, Chordata, Actinopteri, Salmoniformes, Salmonidae. The record is from RefSeq and is a predicted model, not a curated record. Gene Ontology annotation, cellular component: intracellular membrane-bounded organelle; cytoplasm.